Haliotis rufescens (red abalone) is the source of this 2798-nucleotide messenger RNA. RefSeq lists its product as uncharacterized. The transcript has 2 exons. NCBI's taxonomy places the organism in Eukaryota, Metazoa, Mollusca, Gastropoda, Lepetellida, Haliotidae. The coding region runs from base 103 to 2637 and encodes 844 amino acids. The record is from RefSeq and is a predicted model, not a curated record.
CUUGUUUCCGAAGGUCAUAGAAGACUUUCAAAAAUCCGCAGACGUGAGUUUGAGACUAACAUCGUUGCAAGAACGACAUAAAUAAUACAGAGGGAACCCACUAUGAAGAGCAUGUUUGUCAGUCGCUUGAAUAGUCCAACAACAAGUGUAACCCAUCCCUCUCCUUUGGUGAGCCUAGGGUUUGUGGAGACUCCUCUCUCUGACCUUGCUAGCGCCUGUUCCCACUGUACCCAGACCUUCAGUGCCGUGGCUUCAAAGACAUUCUUGAAGACAAACAAUACAACAGUCCUUUCCUCAUUGGACUCCAGGUUUUACUGGUGUAAUUUUUGCCACUUUUCUGGAGACAGCAAAGAUGCCAUUGUGGACCAUGUGGUCAAACAGCACCGGUUUGGGUGUAAGUGGUGCAGCUUCCAGUCCUUCUGUCGAGCAUCAGUUCUCCGCCAUUCCCUUCAGAAACAUCAACACCAGAUGAAGACAGCAGUGAACAUGUCAGCACUGUGCAGCUUUGUGGAGGAUAGAUGCAGCAUAUGUAUACAGAGACAGCCCAGCACCAGUAACCACGGUAACACCGACAGCCAGACAUCUGCUCUUAUCCCUAGAGAUGUGCAGGAUACCACACUUCUAAAGGCACUAUUACUGGCAACACCUGCUGAAGAACUGGACAAUAUUGAAGAGACAGAUAAAGCAGUUAAAUCUGCUCAGGAACUUAAAGAUUUCAUUGACCAGGUUCAGAUGUAUAACACUGAUCCUGUCUUUGUUGAAACUUCAUCCUCAUCAAAAUCUCUUGUCAGUAGUUUUGGGGGUGGGAAACCGGAAGAUCAUAUCGGCAGAGAAUUAUACCAUCAGAAUACGCUGAAGCCAGACAGUCGAGAUAUGAAGGUAUUGUCGGUUAGAUGUGAUGAUGCUAAACAUGACACUACAGCUGAAAUGAAGACAUAUGAUGAGACUGUUGAUCUUGCAAGAAUGAGAAAACCAAAAAUUUCAAUUGAAACGCAGUGUAGAAUCUAUGACCCAAUGAAUGCUGACCAUUUGGAGCCAGUCAGCAGAACUUUGAUAAAAGAUCAGAAUUUCAAGGACAACUUGAAUGUAGCUGGGAAUAAAGAAAUUUCACUUCCUCUCACUAAAGAUGACACUGAGACACCAACAGAGCUUAAGGGUGUGACUGUGUCAAUCAGUCCCAUCAAACAUGAUUCUCAUCAUACAAAUGAAAAAUCAUCCUGUAUUAUUAAACCUGUAGGAAAAUUACAUAAAAGUGGAAACAAAGGGAAGGAAAACGUGGAUUCAAACUUCUGUCCUCCAGUUUUACCUGAUACAGAAGCAGUGAAAGAGUCACCAUAUAUUGUGCUGAACUUUCCAGAUGUAGCAGAACAGUUACUGUGUACUAAUGAAGGUGGAGUCCCUAUUACCAAGCAGGCUGAAGGACUGUCUGUUGCCUUAUUCCCUGAAGCACAACCCAUGGAAUGUUUGAGGGAUACAGUGUGUCCACUGAUAGACAGAGUUUCAGUGAAGGAACCACAACCAGGUAGGGCAUACCUUGGAACAGAAAGCAGGAAGAUUCCUUCACCAGAUGAUCAUGCUGAUGAUGUGAGAACUACAGGGAGCUUUGCUGUGGCAGGGAGUAGUGUUACAAACAUCAAAAUGAAAAUUACUAAAACUGUUGCAGAUAACAAUGGGUCUUUCACCAAUUAUCUGAAAGGAAAUACACAACGCUGUCAUAAGGACCAUGUUACUCUGUAUCCAGAAGUGCCAUUUUACCCCAUAGAAAGGUCGUCAAGAAGUGGGAUUUCUUCAGCAGCAUCCCAGUCCUUAGAUUUAGAGCAUAAACCUCAGAAACUGGAGGAAGACUCUCUCAUUCCUGCUGGUCAAUGUCGUGAAGGUAAGGAGGCAAAGUCUUUACCUUCUGUGGGUUCAAAGAAAGCGGCAACAAUUGAUGAUACCACAAGUAUUGAACCUAAUCACUCUCCUGGUAUAAUUGCACAGCUAUUGCAGUCUCCAUCUGUCAAACAAUAUGAUGCAAACAUGCCUCAGGGACCUGGUCAAAUUCAAGAAAUAGCCCUAUCAGAAUCAGAGGCUAAAAGGUCAAGAUUGUCUUCAAAUGAUCAUCAGUUUCAAAAGAUGUUGAUGAAGGAUGUCAGUUUGGGUCUCAUCAAAAAGCAGACCAGUGAAAUGAUAAUCAAGGCUUUGGAGGAUCAGGAACGCUCUGUUGCAACAGCAUCAGAACAAUCUGAGGAUUUAGAAACUGGCCAGAUAAUGUCACACCUGCAGACACAGUGUGAGCAAAGCGAAAGCAAGAUGAGGACAACUCUACUUAGACCCAGAUAUCUUCCUGAAUUAACCCCAGAAAGUACCCAUGCAACUCACAAAGAUACUGGGGGUCCAACAACUGGUCAUUCCAAAACUCUCAUUAGCACAGACACAAACCUUUUGAUUAAUAACUCAAGAGGGAGUGUUCAAUUGGGCAUGGCCUGUUUUGAUCAGGUUUCUACUGGGAGUACAUUCUGCCAGCAUUCUAGAAGCCUAGGGGAGGUUGUCAAGAGACUUCAUAGGAGAUGUAGGGAGACUGACAAGAAGGCAGCAUCUUAUUGCAAGGAAGUGCUCCCAAUUUCAAAGAAAAGAAAGAUAAUGAAAAAGAAGUAAGAUAACUUUAGAUGAAGGAACAUUUUGGAGGAUACUACUGUAUCCUUUAAGAAUCUCCCCCGGAAGGAUAUACUUUGUGUAUAUGACUGGGGUGUUGUCAUGUUAAAUAUCAGUAGACAUCCCCAUGACAUUACAAAUUUCCCACUUUAUGUUAUAUGAUC